UUGUUGGGGGAAGAGAAGCUCACGAGCUCAGCUAGUCGGCUCUGCAAUCAUUGAGGGACGCCAGCACCACCACCGCGGUCGUCCAAUUUGUUUUUGCCUUCUGUCGCCUUCGAUACUCGGCGGCUACGAGCACGCCUCGUUCGGUUCAGCACCAAGCGCCGGCUGGAUGUGGAUUUAACCUAACUGCCGCUUGGGCUCCGCAGGCCUCGCCGCCGCCAUUGCCAGUCCUGCUCCUCUCCUAAAGCUGAGUUCUUGAGAAUACCGAGCAUCUUGCGCGGCAUGAAGAAGAAAGCCCGCCACCAGCGCCCGGCGGCGCUGAAGAGGGACUCUUCGCCCAUCAAGCCGUCGCCCAACCGGGAAACGCUGACGUACGCGCAGGCCCAGCGCAUGGUGGAGCUGGAGGUGGACGGCCGCAUGCACCGGCUAAGCAUCUACGAAAAGCUGGACAUUAUCGGCGACGACGACCCCACGGCGCAGGAGAUCCUCGAGUGCAACAGCAACAAGGAGAACAGCGAGAAGCCCCAGCAGGUCCUGGUGCGCUCAGUGCGCCUCAAAAACAGCCAGCGCAAGAAGAACGUCACGUUGGCGCCCCCGCACGGCACUGCCCAGGUCGCCGCCCUGCUGGAGCCUAAAGUCAGAACGGUGGAGUACAACCUUCCCGUGGUGCCCAAAAGGCCGCCGGCGUACUACAAGUACACGGAGCGGACGGCGGAGGAACUGGACGAGGAGGUGGAGUACGACAUGGACGAGGAGGAUUACGCCUGGCUAGAGCUGCUCAACGAGAAGCGCAAGAGCGAAGGCAUCAGCCAGGUCUCCAACAACCUCUUCGAGUUCCUCAUGGACCGCUUCGAGAAGGAGUCGUACGCUGCCACGCGGGGCCAGAGCGAGCUGCGGUCGCUGGUGGACGAGGACGCCGUGUGCUGCGUGUGCAUGGACGGUGACGGCGCCGACAGCAACGUCAUCCUCUUCUGCGAUGCCUGCAACAUCGCCGUGCACCAGGAGUGCUACGGCGUGCCCUACGUCCCCGAAGGCCAGUGGCUGUGCCGCCACUGCCUGCAGUGCCCGGCGAGACCCGCCGACUGCGUCUUCUGCCCCAACCGGGGCGGCGCGCUCAAGAAGACAGAUGACGGUCGCUGGGGCCAUGUGGCUUGCGCACUGUGGGUCCCCGAGGUGGGCUUCUCGGACACGGUGUUCAUCGAGCCCAUCGACGGCGUGCACAACAUCCCGCCCGCUCGCUGGAAGCUGACGUGCUACCUGUGCAAGGAGAAAGGGGCGGGCGCCUGCAUCCAGUGCGACCGGGUCAACUGCUACGCUGCCUUCCAUGUCAGCUGUGCCCAGAAGGCCGGCCUCUUCAUGAAGAUGGAGCCCGUCGGGGAGGAGACGCCGCCCGGCGCCUUCUCCGUCAAGAAGACUGCAUACUGCUGCAGCCACACGCCCGACGGCUGCGACCGGCGCCCGCUCAACAUCUACGAGCGGCCGCACCCCAAGAACGGCACCUGCCACAAGCGUGGCGACAGGCGCGGCAGGGCCCGCGCCAAGGCCUGGUACAGGAAGCGCAGCAAGCGGGCGGAGCCCGCUCCCCAACCGCAACUGGAAUCUGAGGGCCCUGGCAAUUGUGGACCCACUAUCGCCGCCUCCAGUUUGGACACCAUCCUUAACCAGGUGGCGGUCCAGAGGAAGCGACCAUUUGUGGAGCGCGUUCUAAGCUACUGGGUGCUGAAGCGGCAGUCCAGGAACAACGUGCCGCUCAUCCGCCGCCUGCAGGCCAACCCGCCCCAGCCGCCCAAAUCCACGUCGGCGGAUCGCGCGGAGAGCAACCAGGUGCUGAAGGAGCAACUGAAGGAGUGGCACCGACUCCGACACGACCUGGAACGCGCGCGACUGUUGCUGGAGCUCAUCAGGAAGCGAGAGAAGCUCAAGAGGGAGGAGAUGAAGCUGCAGCAGUCGGCGCUGGAGGUCCAGCUGACGCCCUUUAACAUCCUGCUGAGGGCCGUGCUUGGCCAGCUACAGCAGAAGGACCAGUACAACGUCUUUGCUCAGCCCGUCAGCACCAAGGAGGUCCCAGACUAUUUGGACCACAUCAAGCAGCCCAUGGAUUUCUCCACCAUGAGGACGCGCAUUGACGGCCACGCCUACCGCAGCCUGGACGACUUUGAGGCCGACUUUGACUUGAUCAUCGCCAACUGCAUGAAGUACAACGCAAAGGAGACCUUCUUCUACAAGGUGGCCCAGAGGAUGCAGGACAACGGCGGCGUCAUCCUGCGCCGCGCCCGCAAGGAGGCCGACCGGAUCGGCUUCGACUUCCCCAGCGGACUGAUGCUUCCCGAGGCCCCCAAACUGGAGGUGCCCCCGCCCUUCACCUGGGAUGACGUGGACCGCCUGCUGAGCCCCUCGUACCGGCGCCUGACACCACUGGAGGAUCAGCUGAAGGAGCUCCUAGAGAAGCUGGACCUGAGCACAGCCAUGAAGAACAGUCCGUCUCGUAGCAAGAGGCUCAAGCUACUCAAGAAGACCAUCAUGGAGGUCCGUAGCGAGAUGAGCCUCAAAAAGUCUUUGCCACCGUCGCAACCGGUCGCUGCCCAACCGGCAGAGCGACCGCCGCCCGAACCUCCGGAGUCUCCCUGCGCUCCCGAAGUGAACAGCCCCACUCCACCGAGGUUAGAACCUCCCAUGUUGGCGACGCAAGCAGAAGCGCCGCCGCCCUACCUGGGACCGCCCUCCCUGAAGCCGGUGACGCACGCCCCCACAGAGCCGGGCGACGUCACUUGCACCUCAGCUACCUCAUCGCCCUGCCCCAAGCUCAACGGGCACCUCUGCAUUGGCCACGAAACUGAGCGAAGGACCAACGUCCUCUUCCGCAAGUCCAAGAGCGUCAGUCCGCAGAAGCCACCCAAAGAUCAGGAAGUGUCCGCCGUCCCCUCGCCAUCUUCGCCCCCGCCGCUGGGCGCCAAGACCUUCCUGUCGGUGGUCAUCCCUCGACUGGAGACGCUCCUGCUGCCCAAGAAGAGGCCGAGGAGCAGCAGCGUUGACGGCGAGGAAGACGAGGAGUCGCCCAUCAAGCGUCUGGGCACAGGGAUCGCCAACGGUUUUGUGGUGGAGGAGGAGGAGCAAGCGGUAGCCUCGCCACCUCGAAUGCUAGAGCCUCGACGCCGCUGCGCGUCCGAGUCCAGCAUUUCUUCGGGGGGCAGCGCCCUGUCCGGAACCAGUACCGGAGUAGUCUCCAAAAGUGGCAAAGGGCGACCGGCGGCGGCUCGACGCAACACAGUGGACGACAAAAGUGUUCAUACGUCCUGCGCCGAGAACGCAGAGUUCAGCCACACUGUCAAGGUCUCAGUCAGAUACUCCUCGCGCGGCCUUCUUUGGCUCGGCGACGAAGGUGGACACUCGGCGGGCUGUCUGGCGAUCACCGACUUUCUCCAGCCUGCUCUGCUCGUGCUCAAGGCGUGGAAGCCCUCAGCCACCUUCCCCUUUGUCGUGGAGCCUCUUAAGAUAGUUUGGGCUAAAUGUAGUGGAUAUCCCUCCUAUCCCGCCCUGAUCGUGGACCCGCGAGCGCGGAGGACGGGCCGGCCGCCCCGGCGCCAGAGCAGCGGGGCUGCGACGGGGGCGGAGCUUCCCCGCCCGCCGCGGGACGUGCUACGAGCCGGCGAGCGGAUGCAGUUCAGGUCCGCCGAGAAACUCUUCCUCGUCCACUUCUUCGACAGCAAGCGCAGCUGGCAAUGGCUUCCUAGAUCCAAGAUGUCCCCGUUCGGCGUGGACCGCGGUCUGGACCGGGUCAAGCUGCUGGAGUCCCGCCGCUCUCACCUGCAGAAGUCGGUGCGGCGAGCCUUCGAGCGGGCCACGAAGCACCUCGACCUCCACGGCGGCCGGCGGGAGAGCGACGCCCGCUGAACGCCGACGGCGGCCGCCUCCAGUCGCCUCGUCACUCCUGGUUUUGGUUUGUGUCGGCCGCCGUCGCCGCGUCUGGCUCCUCGUGCACAAACAUCUGAUGUACUGUAGCCUGCGGCGGCCGUGUUGUUUUGUCCCCAGACCUAUGCAACGCCAACACCGCGACCAAACAACCAAACGACCAACCUACCAACGAAUGUGCCCAUGAGACCGCCUCACAUGUGCUGCAACUAUCUGUCACCGCUGGGCGUGUGCGCACACGCGUGUACGUGAGUGUAUGUCUGGGUGUUUGUGCGCAAGUUUCUAUGUACGUGUGUGAGCGUGAAUGUAUGCAUGUGUGUCUGUAUUCUUUUGUGCACAUGCGUUUGUAUGUAAGUUAGUGUGUCUGUACGUGUUUAUAAAUGUGUACGUGUGUUUGCAUGUGUCUGUGUGCGAAUCUAGGUGUGCAUAUUUUUGCGCACGUACGCAUGCAUGUCUAAGGAUGGAUGUGUGUACAUGUGUCUGCUUGUCUUUGUACACAGGAGUGUGUGUGCUUAAGAGUGUCUGUGUGAAUGUGCGUGUUUUCACAUGCAUCUGUAUGUGGGUGAGCGUCUUCGUACGUGUGUGCGCACGUCUGUCAGCUGGUGUAAAUAAAGAGGUCCUUACGUGACACUAAUUUAUUCGUUUCUAAUCGGACAUUCUGAGGCGACAAAGGACGCCGCCAUCUUGUGGUGCUAUCUCAUUCAUCAUGUAUCGGUUUUUUGCUUUCUUUAAAUUUGUACUUUUUAAUUUUUUUUUUAAGUUAUUGACUUUUCAAGCUAUGACGUCUUUGGCAUUAAUUUAGUUUGUUUUAUAAAGUAUGUUUUUACAGUACUACUCAUUUGUACAUAUUUAUAUCAAAUCUAUAGAGACGCACUUGUUUGAAGCGCCGCAAAACAAAUCAUCAGCAGUCUCCACACAAGUUCAAUUAUUUUACCGAAGUGUUUUGUUUAUUUUGGGCCUUUGUGUGUUUUUGGAACUAGUGGAGUGAGCGGAAAUGUGCCUGUGCUUAUUUAUUGUGAAGUGGAUCAUGUAUAAAUGUAAAUGUAUAUGAUUGACUUUCUAGUCAGACGACAGUGGGGGCACAUUUCAAACGAGGCGGUAGGUAGUGUCCGUGAUUUUGAUUUGACAGGGUGGAGCGCUUGCUGGCUUGACUUCCCUGUAUUCUUUGUGUGUGUGUGUGUGUGUGUGUGUGUGUGUGUGUGUGUGUGUGUGUGUGUGUGUGUGUAAAUAGUUUUGGUACUUUAGCUCUGGGAAUUUAAGUCAUUAUAGCCAACGGGAGUGGAAACCAGCUUUUUUUUAAUUUUUUUUUUUUUUUUUUUUUAUACUAAAACACUGAAAAAUUAAAAUCUGUAUUGAAUCACUGA
Molecule: messenger RNA, 5270 nt
Organism: Phycodurus eques (leafy seadragon)
Lineage: Eukaryota; Metazoa; Chordata; Actinopteri; Syngnathiformes; Syngnathidae
Product: bromodomain-containing protein 1-like
Exons: 13
Coding region: 280-3888 (1202 amino acids)
Biological process (GO): regulation of transcription by RNA polymerase II
Cellular component (GO): MOZ/MORF histone acetyltransferase complex
Molecular function (GO): protein binding
Source: RefSeq, a predicted model, not a curated record